This is a messenger RNA of Osmerus eperlanus (European smelt), 3010 nucleotides long. RefSeq names its product component of oligomeric golgi complex 5 (gene cog5). The coding region runs from base 12 to 2501 and encodes 829 amino acids. Lineage: Eukaryota; Metazoa; Chordata; Actinopteri; Osmeriformes; Osmeridae. Gene Ontology annotation, biological process: intra-Golgi vesicle-mediated transport. The record is from RefSeq and is a predicted model, not a curated record. The transcript is spliced from 22 exons. Gene Ontology annotation, cellular component: COG complex.
AAGUGGCAAUCAUGGAGGAGAGUGAGGAAGCUUUCACAAAUUCACUGCUAAAAGAUGAAUGCUAUUCAGACUUUGUGAUUGAGGACUUUGACGUGAAAACGUACACAGCUCAGGCUAUUCAUCAUGCUGUCAUCGCCGAACAGCUGGCCAAGUUGGCACAGGGAAUCAGCCAGCUGGACAAGGAACUCCACAGCCAGGUGGUCGCCAGACAUGAAGACUUACUUUCUCAAGCAACUGGGAUUGAGUCUCUUGAAGGUGUCCUCCAGAUGAUGCAGACCAGGAUAGCUGCCUUACAGGGAGCUGUGGACAGGAUAAGGACUAAGAUUGUUGACCCUUACAACAAGAUUGUCACCAGGACGGCCCAGCUGGCCAGAUUACAGGUCGCGUGUGACCUGCUGCGGAGAAUCAUCCGGAUUCUGUACCUGAGCAAGAGGCUCCAGGGGCAGCUCCAGGGGGGCAGCAGGGAGAUCACCAAGGCUGCCCAGAGCCUCAACGAGUUGGAUUACCUGUCGCAGGGCGUGGACCUGAGUGGGAUAGAUGUGAUCGAGAACGACCUACUGUUUAUCAGCCGAGCCAGGCUAGAGGUGGAAAACCAGGCCAAGAGACUGUUGGAGCAGGGCAUGGAGAUACAGAACCCGACCCAGGUGGGUACGGCUCUGCAGGUGUUCUUUAACCUGGGCACUCUGAGAGAAACCAUCAGUGGGGUUGUUGGGGGGUACCAGAGCACCAUACAGGACAACGUCACUGCCGCCCUGGACAUCAAGAGCCUCACACAGCCCACCAGCUCCAGAGGUGCUCCAGGCCGGGCGGUGAUGCCUACCCCGGGGAAUACUGCUGCUUUCCGAGCAGCUCUCUGGACCAACCUGGAGAAGCUGAUGGAUCAGAUCUGUGCUGCUUGUGGACAGGUGCAACACCUCCAAAAGGUCCUGACCAAAAAGAGAGACCCUGUCACUCACGUCUGCUUCAUCGACGAGAUCCUUAAGGACGGCCAGCCUGACAUCCUAUACACCUUCUGGACCUCGGUCACCAACACCCUCUCUGUAGAGCUGCAGGGAGCUACGGCUGCCUCGUCCUUCCUGAAGCAGGCCCUAGAGGGAGAGUACCCCAAGCUGCUGCGCCUCUACAACGAGCUGUGGCGCCGCCUGCAGCAGUACAGCUCCGGCCUCCAGGGAGCCCCGGGGGUCUGCUCCGGUCCAGAGACCGCGCUGGAACUGGCUAGCCCUGAGCCAGAUGGCCGGGACCUCUUCACCCACGCCAAACAGGACUACAAGUCGGUCUCCUCCAACGAUCCACACAUAAACUCACACAUGCAGAGCCCAGAGAAGGCGUUGAAGGACUCCCUACAGCCUUAUGAGGCAGCCUACCUCUCCAAGUCCCUUUCCCGCCUGUUUGACCCCAUUAACCUGGUGUUCCCCAUGGGGGGCCGCAACCCUCCCUCCAACGACGAGCUGGACAGCAUCAUCAAGACUGUCAGCAGCGAGCUCAACGUGGCGGCGGUGGAUCCCAGCCUCAGUCUGGCCGUGGCCAAGAACGCUGCCAAGACCGUCCAGCUCUUCUGUGUCAAGUCCGAACAGCUGCUGUGCACUCAAGGAGAUGCAAGCCAGGUGAUUGGUCCGUUGACAGAGGGCCAGAGGAGGAACGUGGCGGUGGUCAAUUCUCUCUACCGCCUGCAGCAGGCCAUCAGCAAGGUGAUCUCUGGAUUGGGCUUGUACCCUGUGGCCGCUGAACAGGCUCUCACCGCCUCACUGGAGGGGGUGCAGGCUUUGAUGACCAGUGCGAUGCAGCCCCUCCUUCAGUCGGUCAGCGACUCUGUCGAAGCCAUCAUCAUCACCAUGCAUCAGGAGGACUUCUCUGGGUCUCUCUCCAGCCAGAGGAACGAUGUGCCCUGCUCUUUGUACAUGAAGGAGCUGCAGGGUUUUAUAGCCAGGGUCAUGGCCGACUACUUCCGCCAUUUCCUGUGUGUGGACUUCAUCUACGACAGUACCGAGUCCAUAGCCCGGCGGGCCAUCGCCCUGUUCGUCCGCCACGCCAGCCUGCUUCGCCCCCUGGGGGAGGGAGGCAAGAUGAGGCUGGCGGCCGACUUUGCUCAGAUGGAGAUGGCAGUAGCUCCCCUGUGUAGGAGAGUGUCUGAGCUGGGAAGGCCUUAUCGCCUGCUGCGCUCCUUCAGGCCUCUGUUGUUCCAGAACAGUGAGCUGAUCGCCAGUAGCUCGGCAGUAGGAGAUCUGAUCCCAUACAGCACCCUGCUCCAUUUCCUCUUCACCAAGGCUCCCACAGAGCUCAAAUCCCCACAUCAGAGAGCUGAGUGGUCCAUCGCACGCUACUCCCAGUGGCUGGACGAUCACCCAUCAGAGAGAGACCGCAUCACCCUCAUCAGGGGUGCACUUGAGGCCUAUGUGCAGUCUGUAAGGGCUCGUCAGGGGAAGGAGUUUGCCCCGGUCUAUCCCAUAAUGCUCCAGCUGCUCCAGAGGGCCACCAGCGGGGCUCAGGAAACCAGGACCUGAGGAAACUACAACUCCCAGCACACACCUCACUUCAGUCUGGCAUGAACAGGCAGUGCAUUACCAAGGUUAAAGCUGAGAAGUAGCUAACUUUGAUAGGGAGAGGGCAGCCCUUGAUUUAGAAUGCUGAAGGGAUAGUUCACUAAAAUAAUGAACAUAAACAUUCCUUGAUAAGAUUAUGCCGCUUUAUGUCCAUUUGUCAGACUAGUUUAGUGUUUGACUGGGUUUGUACACUUAGCUACAUUAGUCAAACAAUUGAAGGCCAUUAAUGAGAGCACAAAUGAAACAGGCAUCCUGUUGUUGUAUGGACAAAUGACAGAUGAUUGGUCAGUUUCAACUUCUACACAUCUGUAAAUUCCAUCAAGGAUUCUCGAAUCUGAUCAUUUAUGGCCACUUCAUACAUUAGUUUUCCUCUGUUGAUCUGUAGUUUAAAUUAUUUUGGAGAGGUGUGUGGGGUUGCUUUAGUUAUGUCUUGUAACAAAUACAGUAAAUAAAAACAUGGGCAUAACGUG